GUAGCGAGCUCGAUGUAUGCGGGUGCUGCAGUAGCGUGACAAUCCCCGGCCAGCCCUACAUGUACUCGGCCCCCGACGACGAGGCGAGCAUACAGCAACCCCUUAGCGCCUUCUCCCUCCUCGCCAUCCCAAAGCGCGCAUAUACGACACUCGGUCCAAUCGAUUAGCCUACAGUAGCAACAAGAGAGCAUAUUACACUCGCCUCGCACUAUCCUACACAAUACUACACUGUCACUAGUAGCAUCAACAUACACACCAACACCGGCAACGACAAGCCGGCACUGUACAUAGUCUCACCGCGCACCAGAUGGACACGAACUGGUGCCUCACUUGCUCCCGCCCCGUGCCAACACGGCACUCAACGGCACGCCCCGCUCCAUACUGCUCCAGCGCCUGCGAGAUCGCGGCGUACAACACCCCGCCCUCUGCCUCGCGCGGUGUUGCCAUCCCGCACCUUUUGCGUUCCUACCCCACCUCCCCCCUCUCCCCGCAUCAUCCAAAGCCCCGCGCUGCCUCAUUCGCCAGUACUACGAGCACCAACUCGAUGGCGUCCAACACAUCGCGAGACGAGUGGGCCGCGGGUGGGCGAGGGGGAGACUCGUCCUCCUGCAGCUCCUCUGGCGAGCUUCAGUCGCACCACGGUCGCCCCCGCGCAGACACCGGGACGUACAAGCCAAACUCAGCGCCAAUCCACCCUGCCGCUGCGUCCUACAUCUACCAGCCGCGCAUGUCCCAUGAGAGCGCGACGUACGCCAAGUUCACCGCGGACCUGCGGAAUGCACUGCCUCCCACGCCCCCGAAGAGCGCAGAAAACGUCCAGCGCGUCGCUGCCACGUCCAUGUCGAUACGUGAGCAGGUCGUCGUAGCGGAGGAAGAAGAGGAGGACGAGGAUGAAGAGUCUGCAUUCCAUGGGAGAGGACACGAACGUCCGUACUACUUCCGCCCGUCCAAGCCCCCACCUACGCGCUACGCAUACAUGGACUCCCCCUUCAGUGGCGAGCCGCGGGAGAGCAGGGACCGACCUGCUCACCCAGCCGCAGCCCAGCAUCCGCCUGGGUACGGGCACGGCCGCACUCGCUCGGGCUCACUUGCGAAACCUAUCAGGAUCGUGGGCACUGACGAGGGUCCGGGGAUAAAGCGCCUUGUGGGCGGGUUUGGGGAUACGGACACGGAUGAGGAUGGUCCGAAGGAGCGCGACCGGGAGCGGGAGCGCGAACGGGAACGGGAACGGGAACGGGAACGGGAACGGGAACGGGAACGGGAACGGGAACGGGCGAGGAGGACGCAGGAACCGCCCGUCCCACUUGGCGUGAGGAGCAGAAUGGUCCUCCCGGAGAUGGAACGAGGUAGGGGUAGGGAGAGAAGACGUUGACCGUCUCUUCCCCCUCUCCCCUCAUGUCCACGAUUACCCGAUACACGAUAACCCCGCUCUGCCCACACCUGAAUGAGACGACAACAACGCGACGUUUUGGUUUUUUGAACGAUUCCCGAUUCUCGAUUUCCCAGUUUCCGAUUCUCAGUUUCCAGUUUUUAUUUAUGGCUUGCCAGAUCAGUCUCAACACUGUCCACUACCCCAUCUGUCGUCUGCAACUACGAGUCUGUCCAUCUCAAGUCUCAAAUCAAAUCAUCUCAAUUUCUCUCGCUGUCUGCAAACGCACGAGAUACCCUCGGCUCGAAACCCAAAAAAAUGUUGUGUUAUAGUUUUCCCUCUUUCUUCUCUUCUAUCUGUUUCUCUGCUUGUCUUUGCGCUCUUGGCCAUGCGCUCUUGAUUUUUGAUUGACUCUUGAUGGGGAUUGUUGUAUGAAGUUUGGAGAUAGACUGGGUACGGAACGUACGACUGAACGUAUGGACGUACUCGAAAGAAUUUGAUCAUCCUCCUCCUC
This is a messenger RNA of Dacryopinax primogenitus, 1883 nucleotides long. RefSeq lists its product as uncharacterized. NCBI's taxonomy places the organism in Eukaryota, Fungi, Basidiomycota, Dacrymycetes, Dacrymycetales, Dacrymycetaceae. The transcript has 2 exons. The record is from RefSeq and is a predicted model, not a curated record. The coding region runs from base 308 to 1372 and encodes 354 amino acids.